Rotaria socialis is the source of this 3159-nucleotide messenger RNA. The record is from the annotation of a GenBank genome assembly. NCBI's taxonomy places the organism in Eukaryota, Metazoa, Rotifera, Eurotatoria, Philodinida, Philodinidae.
AUGACAGGCACAAUAGAUACGACGGUUAAACAUGAUCAUCUUCUACAACUACGUCAAUUUCUUGAGCAAAUAGAACUCGAAGAAUACUACACGUUGAUCGUCGAAAAGCUCAAGGUGUAUAGCAUUGGUGAUCUACGAUAUGCCAACGAAUCUGAUCUUCUUUCACUAGGCAUGUCUAAGCCGCAAUUUCGAAAAGUUAAACGACACAUGCCUUCAUCAUAUAAUACGGCUUUAAAUAAUAAUACAAUGUUGACAAGCACAACACUGGGCAAGCUUCUAGUUCGAAAACUAACACUUCGUUCAACGUCAAAUCUAACACGAAGUACGUUGGAACUGAACAGCAAUUAUGAACGGCAGGGUUCUUCAAUAACAUCUUUGAAUCAACAAACAAAUAUGGGUAAACAUCAACAGCAAAAAAAUAUUAUCUCACAACAAAAUAUUCAAUUGAUCGAAAAAAUUGGUGAAGGAGAAUUCGGUACUGUUUAUAAAGCUUUUUGGAAAGCAAAACAAAAUGAAUUAUUAACCGUCGCUGUUAAAUGUUUAAAUAAACUCGAUCAAGAUUUUGGUCUCGAUGAUAUUUUAAAAGAAGUAUGCGUAUUACAAGAUAUUGAACAUACUCAUAUUGUUCAAUUCUUUGGUAUUGUUAUACAAACAGACGGUUCUUUUAUGCUAGUAACAGAAUAUGCUCAUUCUCGUUCUUUACAUGAAUGUUUAUUAUCAAAUAAUUCUAAAUGUGAAUAUACAAUAGAAAUUCUAAUUGAAUUCUUAAGACAAAUAACAACAGCUAUGAGUUAUUUAGAGAAGAAAUUUUUAAUACAUAGAGAUUUAGCUUGUAGAAAUGUUCUUGUUUUCAAUAAAUCACUUGUUAAACUUUCGGACUUUGGUCUUUCACGUAUUUGUUGUUCGGAAACAAAUUAUUAUAAAACAUCAUGGAAGGAUACAUUACGUUUACCAAUAGCAUGGAUGAGUCCGGAGGCGAUUAAUUUUCUACGUUUUACAUCAGCAUCAGAUGUUUUUUCAUUUGGUGUUUGUAUGUGGGAAUGUUUUACCUAUGGACAAAUGCCAUGGCAAGGAAUGUCAAGUGCUGAAAUUGCCAAUGCUAUCGAUGCACCUAAUCAUCAACGAUUACCACGGCCACCUUAUGCAACAACAGAACUGUAUCAAAUCAUGCUUCAAUGUUGGAAACAUGAGCCAACUGAACGUCCAACAUUUUCUCAAUUAGAAAAAACUUUACGAGAAAUUGAACUAAAACAAGUUCGAUGGAAAGAUAAAAAUUCCACAUCAACAAAUUUGCCUGAUGGAUUUCUCUCGAUUGAAUCUUGCGCACUUGGGCCAUUGACGAUUCUCGAUCGGUGUCUUAACGUUCCCAUAUCAUCGUCAUCGGUCAAUAAUUUUCUACAGUGUGUAUCUGUAGACGGUCAAAUUGGUUUCGUUUAUAAUACUGAUGUUGAACCAUUACAUGUUAUAUCAAUAUCUAAACCAAUAAUUACAACGCUCACUAAAACACAUAGUAAUAGUCAUUUAUCUUCUUUAAAAAUGAGCAAUUUUUUUCAUCGAAAAACAGAUGGAAAGAAGAAUUGUGCUAAAGCAAAAAGUAAACAAUUUUCGAAAGAUAUGAUUGGUUUACCACAACCAGAUUUUAUUCAUGCAUUUCAUAUUGGUGUAUCAGGUGAAACAUUUGGUGAUGUCGCCUGUCUGGGUGGUGUUGAAAAAACUGAUUUAAUUAAAGUACCGAUUGAAAAAUCUCCAUCGCAUAAUGAAUCUGAAUCAAAUUAUAAACAGCCAGCUGUUGCCGUUGUUGUUGAAUCAAAACAAGAGUUAGAUUCUGUCGAACAACAAACAAAUAAUGAGCCAACUUCAUCGUUACUGGAUGAAGUUUUACAAGCUUUCACUGAAAUCUAUUGUGAACCUGAAACAAUGCCAUAUCUAAUCGAAGAAGAUAUUUCACAAAAACCACCACCUAAACCAGAACGCAGUGAACCAACGUCUCCAAAAUCCCCUACGGCCAAUCCUCAAUUAUCGUCAAUACCUUCAAGACCGAUCGGCUUAAAUCAAUCUCCAUCGGAUAACAUGACAGAUUCGAACAGUCGAUCAUCGCCCAUUCAUAGUCGUCUAUUGAAGAAAUCUCCAUUGAAAAGAUCCAAUGAAGAAACUUGUCGAUUUUCACGUGAACUUGAACAACGUUUACAAAAUGGUGAUAUAAGUGAAGAAGCCAAACAUGCCUAUAAUUUAUUAGUCAAUGGAUGUACAAAUAGUUCAUCGUUAUCACACGAAGAAAAUUCACAUUCGACAAGUAACGACGAUUUAUCAUCAAAUAAUAAUAAUAAUAAUGUAGUAGAAAAUAAUACAAAACAAUCUCCUUCGCAUCCUGUAGCCAUAUUAUUUGGUUCAUCAUCAUCAUCAUCGUCCACUAGUAUAUCAAUAGGUUCAUCAAGUAAUAAUACGCAAUCAAAUACAUCAUCGUCAUCAUCAUCAAAUCAGCAAAAAUCAGAUCGUCAUUCACAUUAUUCAUCGACAUCAACGGAUAAUGAUAUUAGUAUUGAUCUUAAGCCACAAACUGAUUUGUCCCCAUUGAAACUUUUAAGAAAUGGUAUUAAUCCUUCAAGUAUCACAUCGAAACAUAUGCGACAACAAAUUUCAGCUCAUGAUACGAGCUCAUCGAAUCAAUCACCUAUAUCGUCAACGUCAAAUACUUUAAGUAAUUUAUCGAUCACAUCACCAUUAUACGAGCAUCAUCUAUUAUUACUACCACCACCAUCGCAAUCAUCGUCAUCAUCGAAUAAUGAUGAUAAUCGUUCACUAUCAAGUUUAAAUUCGCGAUCAUUAUCAAUAAAUAAAAGCGAACAAAAUUCAAUAACAGGACAACCUCUGCCACCACCACCGGAUCUAUCAAGUUUAGGAAGUAAACUAACAACGGCAACGAUGACACAUACAUUAAAAUUACCUGCACCUUUAACUUCGUCAACAUCUAAUACUUACAGAUCGAAAAGUAUGAAAAGUUUCUUCACUUGUCCGAUUAUUUAUUCGAUGAGUCAACUAUCUGAAUUGAUCCUCGUUAUUGGUGAAACUAGUAGAACUCUAAAAAUGUUAUAUCAUGCCUGUGUUUUGAAAUUCUAUUUGAGUGAAAUUAUCAUUUCGAUAGCUUGCAGAUCAUUCUAA